AUGUCAGAUGAUUCCGCUUUGGUUGAAGGUCUAAAGAGUGUUUCUCUAACUGAUCGUAUAACAUCUAAGUUGACUGAUAGUCAAGUAGCCACAUUGAGUCAACUUCAGAAGCUACAGAAAACACGGGAUGACCUUGAGGUUGAGUUUAACAAGGAGCUUAAUGAGCUGAGAUCCAAGUACGAUUUACUUUACCAGCCACUCUAUGACUCUCGUUUUAAGGUUUUAACCCAGCCCUCAGGUGACGAGUACGGAACACCGAGCCUUCCAAAGUUUUGGCUGACUGCAAUGAAAAACAACAAGACUCUGAGACGCAUAAUUGAACUUCAUGACGAACCUGUUCUUGCAUACUUGAGCAACGUCAGUGCAGAGUUCCUGGAACCCAAGAAGCAGGAGUCCUUUAAGAUCGUAAUGACCUUCGACAAAAACCCCUACUUCACCAACACAACUCUGGUCAAACAGUACAACAUGAAGUCACUUGAUGGAGAAGUCGAGUCACUCCUGCAGGGAACCGUUGCGACUGAAAUCGACUGGUUACCUGAUAAAGAUGUCACCAAACAAACGGUUACUAAAAUACAACGCCAUAAAAAAACUAAGGAAACUAGAACCAGAGUUGAUUUUGAGGACAAGCCUAGUUUUUUUAGAUUCUUUACCGGGCAGGAGGUUCCAACAACUGAGGAAUUGAAUAAAAUGUCAAAACUUGAGAUAUCGGAACUUGAAAUGUAUGUCGAGGAAGAUUAUGAUAUUGGAAUCGUUCUUAGGGAUAAACUGGUGCCUGAAGCUAUAUAUUGGUAUUUGGGAGUUGUUGACGACGAGGACGCAGACGACGAUGAGCCAGACAGCUACGAAAACUCUGAAGAUUUAUCCUCAGAUUCCGAUUAA
Molecule: messenger RNA, 879 nt
Organism: Theileria annulata
Lineage: Eukaryota; Apicomplexa; Aconoidasida; Piroplasmida; Theileriidae
Product: nucleosome assembly protein, putative
Exons: 7
Coding region: 1-879 (292 amino acids)
Biological process (GO): nucleosome assembly
Cellular component (GO): nucleus; chromatin
Molecular function (GO): chromatin binding; histone binding
Source: RefSeq, a predicted model, not a curated record